UCUAGCUGGCUCCAUAGAGCAGCCGGUGUCUAUGAGCUCACUGAGCGUCACCGGCAUAUAUGUCUGGUAAACAUUAUCGCCAGCCUCAACAGUGUAUAUUCCAGGCAUGUAUGUGUGCUGACGCGACCGGUGACGCAGGUCGUGUGGCGAAUGCGAUCCUGCUUUGGCACUGCUAUGAAUGCGACACCAGCCAAAAACCCGCUUUUCCUGGUCAAGCAGCUGUGCGCCUGGUGCUGAUAGCAGGACUUGGGAUCCGUCAGCUGACAUAGUGUACAUGCUGUAAAGACGGCGUAGGCUGCUGAUGCUGCGUGGCAUAUAUGGAAUGGCAACAAUCAGCGAUUUCGCGGUCUGUGAGUGUAUGUCCAACGGAUUGCCUGUAUACCGGGUCUUCAAUUCUGCUGCCACCGCCUUCAACGUGCUAUGGUACCGCGCCUUCGUCGAUGGUAUGGAGCCGCCCAGCCUCCUCGCCUGCCGACCCUGAUGGACCUAGGGCAAUGCAGCCGACAGAGGCGGACUGCAUACCAGUCAUACCGCACAAAUCCUCGAGAAGCCCCACGGUUUGCUGGUCCACAUGCCUCCAUAGGCUUUGCAGCCGCCGGAUCUCAGGCAGUGUCAGUGCCCAGAGUACCGCAAUUCCGCCAUUGAAAUCGCCAAACACGCGCACAAGUAUGUGUGUCAACACAACCAAGCAGGUUACAAUAUGUGGAUGCCCCUUCAGGUUAGACAGCGACGACACUGCGUGCCUGUCCCGAUGCUCACUCUCCAUGCUACGUCUGGGUGCUGGUAGCUGGAGACCGGGCGCUAGGAGGUGCCAGGUUUGAAGCUUGCACCUUUAGCCUAUCCGAUGCUGCUGUGUCCAGUAGUAUUCCAGCUGCAGCAUGGCCAAGGAACACGGCGAACCCUGCACAGUUCCUCACUGAGCUCGCUACAUCAACCUCAGCUCC
Linderina pennispora is the source of this 944-nucleotide messenger RNA. RefSeq lists its product as uncharacterized. Bases 318 to 821 code for a protein of 167 amino acids. Lineage: Eukaryota; Fungi; Kickxellomycota; Kickxellomycetes; Kickxellales; Kickxellaceae. The transcript has a single exon. The record is from RefSeq and is a predicted model, not a curated record.